UUUUGCCACUCGUUUGUUUGCAAAGGUGGCUGAAGAGAUGGCAUCUCAUACCUUUGCAAUCCCAUACCUCGUUAUAGGUCAUUGGGCCGUUUAACCACAAAACUAGCAUAAUCAACAAGUAUCCUUUCUUACUUUAAUAUCUGAGAGAAGAAGAUAUUGAAUUCCAUUGAAACAUUGCGAUGAACUUUCAGGCUAGAGUUAGAGUAAGAGAUCAAAAUACAAAAUAGUGUGUAUCAGUGGAUGCAGCUUUGAGAAGAGGACCAGAGCUCUCACAUCUAAAGGACUGAUAGGAGAGGGGAGUGAAACUCCUCUUUUUGUAUUGUUUUGAUUCUGUUUUGUUUCUCUGAAAUCUAUUUAUAUUUUUGUAAUCUUAGUUAUGAUGUGAACCUGAACCAUUUUAGUAAGAAAUAUAUUAGUCUUUAAUCUCGUAGUAUACAGUAUAUUGUUCAAUCCCGUGAGCCAUGAAUCAUGAUUGUGUGAUUCAAGGUUAGAAAUGAUAUAAAAUCAUGAUUACAAAAUAUAGUUACGUUACUAUUAACGAAUAUACCUGUGUUUUUUUUGGUUUUGCUAAUCUUUAAAAGUGUUGCCGUAGCCAUGGGACCCAGGUUCAACCCAGCAUCGUCAAAUAUUUUGAAUAUUUUUUUAAUUUCUUAGAAAAAGAAAAGAGGGAUCCCUCAAAUUGAAAUUGGACUUUAUUCUGGUUUACUAGGGGUUUAUCAUUUGGGUCUCUUCAUCCUGGUCGGAGUUAGUGUGUCGCAGCUCAAUUACCUGCUCAUCUUCUCGAAGAAUCGAUUGCCUCUAUCAUGUUCUUGAUUUGAGCUUCGGAUAUGAGAAAAUCUAUUAGUGAACUUCUAAUCUUCUUCUUCGCUGUUCGAUAUAGUAAUCAAGGUGAAAUUUUGGGCUGAUUUCAUUUUCUCGAUUUGAAUCAGAUAGCUCUGUUGCUUUAAGGUAACUGCAUUGCUUCGUCAAAUGUAUUCGAUGAUUCUCCGUGGAAGAAGGUUGAUUGAGUUUCAGAAAUGGGGUCAUUUGAGAUUCGCAUCGCCAAAUGUAUCGUCUAGUCUUUCCAACUCCUUCUCCUCUGCUUCUCCUGCUGAUAGUCGAAAAGUCAACAACUUCACCGUCGCUUACCUCGUCGAUUCUUUGGGGUUCACAACCAAACUCGCAGAAUCAAUCUUGAGGAAAGUCACCUCAGAGGCCAAGGGAGACCCAGACUCUGUUCUCAAUCUUCUCAAGAGUCACGGCUUCAGAGAUUCUCACAUCUCAACCAUCAUUUCAAACUAUCCACGACUGCUCCUACUAGAUGCUGAGAAAUCACUUGCUCCCAAUCUCAAGUUUCUCCACUCCAGAGGAGCUCCAACCUCCGAGCUCACCGAGAUUCUCUCGAAAGUUCCCAAAAUCUUGGGGAUGAAAGGGGACAAAGCAGUCGGCAGGUACUACGAUUUCGUCAAAGACAUUAUCGAAGCCGACAAGAGUUCCAACUACGAGAUGUCGUGUCUUUCUGCUCUGCCGGAGGGUUCUAGGCAGGAGAAUAUCAUCAGGAACGUGUUGGUUCUGAGACGGUUGGGCGUACCUCAGAAGCUGCUCUUCUCCUUGCUCAUCUCCUGCUCCCAUAUCGUCAGUGGGAAAGAAAGGUUUGAAGAGUCGCUCAAGAAGGUUGUUGGGAUGGGUUUCGAUCCGAGGACCUCCAAGUUCGUGGAAGCUCUACGCAUUGUUUACCAGAUGAGCGACAAAACUGUAGAAGACAAAGUUAAUCUCUAUAAAAGGCUAGGCUUUGCCGUCGAGGAUGUGUGGGAGAUGUUCAAGAAGUAUCCGUUUUUGCUGGCGAUCUCGGAGAAGAAUAUAUUGAACUCCUUUGAAACGUUUAUGAGGCUAGCGUUCACCAGAGAUGAGUUUGUGAGGAUGGUCAAGCACUGUCCUCAGUGUAUUGGGUUAUCUUCAGAGUUGGUGACGAAGAAGACCGAGUUUCUCGUGAACACCAUGAUAUGGACGGUGGAGGAUGUGGUUUCAAACCCUGCAGUGUUUGGAUACAGCUUGGAGAAGAGGAUUGUCCCGAGGUGUAAUGUGAUCAAAGCUCUCAUGUUCAGAGGAAAUGGUAUCCCUUCAGUUGGGUAUGUUUUGGUAUGUACAGACGAAGUUUUCUUGAACAGGUAUGUGAGGAAGCACGAUGACAAGGAGCUUGUAGCUGAGUUGAUGGAUAUCUUCACCGGACAGGGUGUUUCAUAGAUCGUAAAGCCUGUCUAGGGAAAGGGUGUAGAUCU
This is a messenger RNA of Brassica rapa (field mustard), 2258 nucleotides long. RefSeq names its product transcription termination factor MTERF4, chloroplastic. Gene Ontology annotation, molecular function: double-stranded DNA binding. Lineage: Eukaryota; Viridiplantae; Streptophyta; Magnoliopsida; Brassicales; Brassicaceae. Gene Ontology annotation, biological process: regulation of DNA-templated transcription. The record is from RefSeq and is a predicted model, not a curated record.